AUGCGAGCAUAUAAUCAAACAAUUCGAGUGUUGAAGAAAUUAGGAAAAAAAUUAGGAAUGAAAUAUCCCACAAUGGAAGAUGCUAAAUGGACAUUCUGGGGAUCAAUCUUUUAUUCACUUACUGUUUAUACAACUAUUGGUUACGGAAAUAUUUAUCCGGUAACGACACUUGGACGUAUGUUAACGUUAAUUUACGCAUUCGUUGGUAUACCGCUAACAUUAUUAUCACUAAUCGCAUUAGGUGGCUUAUUUGCACGAGUUUGCAAAAUGUUAUGGCUUAUCGUAGCUAAAACAUUAGCUCGAUCAUCGCGUUUUGUCUCGAAAGAUCUCGAGAAACAUAUCGAAGAGAAAAUGACAUUAUCAGAAAUUGUUUUGGAUGAAAAUGAAGAAUUGCUGAAUUUCCCGGUGGGCGGUUUAAUUAUAAUAACAAUUGUUUGGGCAUUCAUUUGCGCUGGUUUAUUUCUCAUUUUCGAAAAUGAUUGGUCUUAUGGUACGUCACUUUAUUUCACAUUAAUAUCAUUUACAACUAUUGGAUUUGGUGACAUUUUACCAAGUCAACCAGAUUACAUUGCUCAUAUUGCUAUAUGUUUACUAAUUGGCCUUGCAUUAGUGUCAACUGUCAUCAAUGUCAUCCAACAACAAAUUGAAGCAUUAGCUAUUGGAAUGGAUAAAAAUAUCGACAAUGAAUAUAAAAAUGCAUUGAAAAACUUGAAUGCAAUGAUGAACAAUUCGAAUAUCACGUUGAUAAUGAUGAUAUUGAUAAUGAUAAUGAUAAUAAUGAUAGCAAAAAUGAUAUUACCAGUCAGGAGCUACUAA
This is a messenger RNA of Brugia pahangi, 816 nucleotides long. The record is from the annotation of a GenBank genome assembly. Lineage: Eukaryota; Metazoa; Nematoda; Chromadorea; Rhabditida; Onchocercidae.